This is a messenger RNA of Scatophagus argus, 2217 nucleotides long. Its product is annotated as spindle assembly checkpoint kinase. Bases 468 to 1778 code for a protein of 436 amino acids. Gene Ontology annotation, biological process: autophagosome organization; protein autophosphorylation; autophagy. The transcript is spliced from 5 exons. Gene Ontology annotation, cellular component: autophagosome; cytoplasm. The record is from RefSeq and is a predicted model, not a curated record. Gene Ontology annotation, molecular function: ATP binding; protein serine/threonine kinase activity. NCBI's taxonomy places the organism in Eukaryota, Metazoa, Chordata, Actinopteri, Scatophagidae.
UUAUUUACUAGAGAUUGGUCCUGGUCUAAAUAACUUAUUUUGGUGAUCCUCUUACUUUCCAUCUUAUGUUAGCAUGCUUCAUAAGUGGUUGUGACAUACAGUCUAACUGCUCUGUGUAUAAGGGAAAUUAUAUCAGGUAGUGCUGCUCCUCGAUUUUCCACACAGUCAUCACAGUGGGAGUACCUCCUUCCCCGCAUUGCCUCGUCCACACAGCCACACGCCCCCCUGUUUAUGAGACAUUUUCUGCUCUCACUGGUUCUUCCUGCUGUUUUAUGGUGUGUUUCUCAUUCCUGACCUCCAGUUAAACUGCUGCAGCACUUAGGUGUGCCUGCUUCGCUCAGGGCCAUGGAGCAGGUAGAAGAAGGCGUGGAACAGGUACAAAGAGAGAGAUAACUAUGUCAGCUCAUGUUCAGACCUGACACAGCUGCUUUCCCUCCACAGCAAAAAGGCAUCACAACGUGGCCUCGAUGGCGUACUCCACUGGUACUCUCGCACAGGGCUGUUUUGGGAAGGUGUACAAGGAGAAGUACAACGAUACCUGGGCUGCUGUAAAGAAGGUCCCCCACCAUCUCAUCAGUAGGAAGGACCUGGAGAGAGAGUGUGAAGUGUACAACAAGGCAGAACAUACCAACAUAGUGAAGCUUCUGGGCAACAUAACCUUGAAAGAUGGAAAAUGGAUUAUUCCUCUGGAGUUUAUCUUUGGAGAGGAUUUAGAGACCACCAUCUUCAAAGCAUCAAAGUCUAAAAUACAGUUGACACCAACUAAUAAAGGCACCAUCAUCAUUGGCAUGUGUGAAGGGCUGCUCCACCUGCACUCCAAAGAUGUUGUCCAUCAAGACCUCAAGCCUGAAAACAUCAUGGUGGAGCAUAACACAAACAGAGCAGUCAUCAUUGACCUGGGACUGGCCAAGUUCUUCCGACAUGGUCUCAACUCCGCCAUGGACAUGGGGAAUGAGGCCUACUCAGCCCCAGAGGUGCUGCAGAGGGGUAGUCAGCGGGACCAGCGCUCAGAUGUGUGGGCCAUGGGUAAAAUCAUCGCGGAGCUCUGCGCUCGGAUUCGGCUGUAUACACCCAGCGUUUGUCCCGCCAAGAUAAAGGAGACCCUGAAGGAUCAGCCAUACUGCCAUGUUGUGUGUAGGAUGGUGGAGACUGACCCCUCUAUAAGGGCCUCCAUGGCUGGGGUCAUGAGUGAAAUACGAAGGGCCGGAGGUGCAGGCAUAGUGACAAAUACACCCAUUCAGAACCUUAAACCACCUUCCCCUCACAUUAAUGUCAGAAACCGAUCUCCGUCACCAAUGAACAGAGGUGCAUCUCCAAUGAAGAGGGAUCCAUCGCCAAUGAACAGGAGUCCAUCACCAUUCAACAGGAACGCAUCACCAAUGAACAGAGGUCCAUCCCCAUUUAAAAUGGAUCCAUCACCACUAAACAGGUCUCCAUCACCUCUGAAUUUCGAGCGAUCACCCAGACCAGAUAUCAAAGCUGUACGUCAUCAAGCUGCAAUGCACCUCUCUCCAUCCCCUCGGAGGACAGGGGACAAUAACCAAAACCAGCCUCUGGUCCCAGCAGGCAAAGCUGAGAUUACACAAGACUUCAUGAAAAUGAGGUUGUACCAAGAAGCAGCCAUGGAUCUGCCCUGUAACCUGCCCGCGACUGGGAGGGUGGUGGUGCGGCGCUUUGAGCAGAAAAACGGGGAGGUUGAAGCAUGGGAGCAGAAGGAGGUGGUGACUCGGGAUGGGAAGAUAGUCAAGUAUGAUGAUGUCAAGUUUAAUAGUAAGUAAGACUAGUUUAGAGUUUAACAAUUUGUUAUGUGGAAGAUACAUUUUCUUCUCAAAAACAACUGCAUGUGCUGGUUGAAUGGUUCAUUUUGAUAACUUUUGGUAUCUUCUUACAAAAGCAUGUAAAGCACAUUUCCACUGAGCUAUUGAGGAAACGGAGAGUAAGCUACAGCAGUCAUCUGCUUCUGUCAUGGAUAAAACUGACUUGUCACGAACUUAUUAAUACAGGCUGUCAGUUUGAAGCUGUAAUAAGAGGACAUCUUGAAAUGGUUUUGUUCAUGCUGUAACAUGACAUUCAGCCAUGUUAGGAAUUUUACUGAGCUUCAAAUGUACUUGCCAAGAAAGAAAUAUCUGCAUGCACGAACAACCACCUGUGAAUUUCACCAUCUGAAUGUAUAAGACUGUGAACAUGGCUAAUACUUUGUGUGUGUAUAUAUAUAUA